Molecule: messenger RNA, 5982 nt
Organism: Pseudopodoces humilis (Tibetan ground-tit)
Lineage: Eukaryota; Metazoa; Chordata; Aves; Passeriformes; Paridae
Gene: SLC44A1
Product: solute carrier family 44 member 1
Biological process (GO): choline transport; transmembrane transport
Cellular component (GO): plasma membrane
Molecular function (GO): choline transmembrane transporter activity
Source: RefSeq, a predicted model, not a curated record
CCGCACCGCGCCGCCGCCCGGGGCGGGGGAGUCGCGGAGAGUGGAUGCCUAGCGGGCACCCCCGGGGCAGAGACCCGCGGACGCCAUGGGCUGCUGCAGCUCCGCUUCGCAGAGUUCCAAGCGAGAAUGGAAGCCUCUGGAAGACCACAGCUGCACAGAUGUACCAUGGCUGCUCUUAUUCAUUGUCUUCUGCAUAGGAAUGGGUUUUAUCUGUGGCUUUUCAAUAGCUACAGGAGCAGCUGCAAGACUGCUUUCAGGAUAUGACAGUUAUGGAAAUAUUUGUGGACAGAAAAAUGUCAAAGUGGAGGGAAUAGUCAACAGUGGUCUGGACCUCACACACAAGAAAUAUGUAUUCUUCUUGGAUCCAUGCAACAUUGAUCUAGUACAUCAGAAGAUUAAGUCUAUUGCCUUGUGUGUAUCAGCUUGCCCAAGGAAAGAACUGAAAACUCUGGCUGAUAUACAGAAAUUUGCAGAAACUAAUGGAUCCACUCUGUGUAGCUAUGAACUACAGCCAUCAGAAUAUACUACAGACCCAAGGGCUGCCAAGUUAUGUCCUAAAUAUCCUGUUCCAGAGAGUGCACCUAUUCCAUUCUUCCAUCGCUGUGCUCCUGUGAACAUUUCCUGCUAUGCCAAGUUUGCAGAGGCCCUGAUCACCUUUGUCAGUGACAGUAGUGUCUUACACAGGCUGAUUAGUGGAGUUAUGACCAGCAAAGAGAUUAUAAUGGGACUUUGCUUGUUAUCACUAGUGUUGUCCAUGAUUUUGAUGGUUAUAAUAAGGUACAUUUCAAGAGUACUUGUCUGGAUUUUAACAAUUCUUGUCAUUCUGGGAUCACUUGGUGGUACAGGAGUCCUGUGGUGGCUCUAUGCUAAACAGCGAAUAUCUGCUGGUGCUCUUGAGACCCAGAUAGCCAAAGACAAUCUUCAGGCUCUCUUGAUCUAUGCCAUUGCAGCCACAGUCUUCACGGUUAUCUUGUUCUUGAUCAUGUUAGUUAUGCGCAAAAGAGUAGCUCUCACCAUUGCCUUGUUCCACGUGGCUGGCAAGGUCUUCAUACACCUGCCGCUGUUAGUCUUCCAGCCAUUUUGGACUUUCUUUGUGCUUAUCCUCUUCUGGACAUACUGGAUCACAGUCCUGCUUUUUCUUGGUACUACAGGUAGUCCUGUCCCAAAUGAAGAAGGAUUUGUUGAAUUUCGGAUGGCAGGUCCUUUGAAAUACAUGUGGUGGUACCAUGUAGUGGGACUCAUCUGGAUCAGCGAGUUUAUCUUAGCCUGUCAGCAGAUGACAGUAGCAGGAGCUGUUGUGACAUACUAUUUUACAAGGGAAAAAAGAAAUCUGCCAUUUACUCCCAUUCUGGCAUCUGUUAAUCGCCUUGUUUGUUACCACCUAGGAACUGUAGCAAAGGGGUCUUUUAUUAUCACACUAGUGAAGAUACCCCGAAUGAUUCUUAUGUAUAUUCACACACAACUCAAAGGAAAGGAAAAUGCUUGUGCUCGCUGUAUGCUUAAAGCCUGCAUUUGCUGCCUUUGGUGUCUAGAAAAGUGCCUGACAUAUUUAAAUCAGAAUGCAUAUACAGCCACAGCUAUCAACAGCACCAAUUUCUGCACCUCAGCAAAGGAUGCCUUUGUUAUCCUAGUGGAAAAUGCUUUGCGAGUGGCUGCCAUAAACACAGUUGGGGAUUUUAUGCUGUUUCUAGGAAAGGUCCUGAUUGUCUGCAGCACAGGUUUGGCUGGCAUUAUGUUGCUGAAUUACCAACGAGAUUACACCGUCUGGGUGCUGCCACUCAUCAUUGUCUGCCUCUUUGCAUUCCUGGUUGCUCACUGCUUCCUUUCCAUUUAUGAAAUGGUUGUUGAUGUCCUUUUCUUAUGUUUUGCCAUCGAUACAAAAUACAAUGAUGGGAGCCCUGGCAGGGAAUUCUACAUGGAUAAAGUUCUCAUGGAGUUUGUGGAGAAUAGUAGGAAAUCUAUGAAAGAAGCUGGCCGGGGAGGUGGAGCUGAGGGCAGAGAGCUAAAACCAAUGGCCUCUGGAGCAAGUUCAUCUUGAAACUAGCCAGCCAUAUUGGAACCCAUUGACAUUCCAAAACAGUAUAUAUAUACAUAUAUACAUACAUACAUAUAUAUAUAUAUAUAUUUAAAUAAACAGCCAAAAUCAGAGAAAAGGAACAGGGAUUUAAAACUUUUUUUAACAAUUAUUUUUGUGAAACAUGUACUCUUUUCAUACGGGUGGCUUUUACAAGCAGUUUUAUCAUUGUUCCAUUUCUUAAAUUAUUUGUUGUGGUCAUGGAAAUGUUGAUUCUUAUCUGCUUGAUAUUUUAAAAUCUGGAGGAAGUAUCAUUGUAAAAAUAAUCUGAAAUCAUGACUGGGUUUAGAGACAGAUUUCCCAUGACACUGCUAAUCUGCUGAGAGUUUUACUUGUUUAAUUUCUUUUAAAUUUGCAUUAAAUUCGGGACAGUGACACACAUGUACAGAAAACCUUAAAAUCAAGAAAAGUCUCAAAUUUAUUUUUUCAAGAGGUGGUUUUAGCAAAAAUUCAUUCAGUUCAAAUGUGUUUGUAAGCAGUUACUUUACCGCCCUGGCAGGGCACAGUUUUGUUUACCAGUAUCAGAUAUCACAAUAACCAACUCCUCAGGUAUUUAGGUGUGUGGGAGCCCUUGCAUCUCCUAUUAAACAGAACCUACAAAAUGGGGACAGAUAAUUUUUAUAUGCAAUUAACUUCCUGCCUACCCUAUUUUUACCCCUCAUACCCAUUGCCCUCUAUCCUUCCCUUGAGUUCAGUAGCCUCCUUCACACUUCAGCAGUGUUCCUUUGAAGGGUAUGGAUUCUCCAUACGGGCAAGUGAAAUAACAGAUUGUUAAAGCUCAGUCUUAGCCAUACUCAUGAUUAAUUCAUGACUAGAUUCAGAGAUGCUGAGGAUGGGAAGAGAAAUGAAUUGUACUGCUGUACAUAAAAAAGUACUGUAUGCUUCAUUUCAUCUAAUGAGAGAGCUCUGGGAGGUAUAAGGGAUCAUUCCUUGCCUGUUGUUUGAUUCAUAUCUGUACAUACUGUAGUGGGUGGCUAAAGCCAGAAAGGGCAGAGAAACAUUCCUUUGGAAGUGUAGCUGCCAGGAUAGUUAUCUGAAGUUAUUAAAUAAUGACAAGAGAACAUGCUUUUUUAUUAUUAUUAGAUACAUAAAUAUCUUUGAAGUCUGGAAGCUCACCAGAUAUGAAUGCUAAUAUUCAAUUAUUCAGCAUAGUGAAAUGGUAAAUGCUUAACUGUAUUUGCUAAGAAUUAAUGAUCUGUCUAUGCUAUAUAUUCCUUUUGUUAACAUUUUUUUAAGAAGACUAUUUUUGUUAUUGUAAAGUUAAUAUUUCAGAGCAGAAUUUUUAAACUUAUUGCACUAAAUACAAGCUGUCUACAAAUAAUGAUGCCUCAAUGGUUCAAUCACUCCACUCCAGAAAAUCUCUUGAAAGAGUAAGAGCCUUUCUACAGAAGCUUUAUGAUGGAGUACAGAGGUAUGUCUAAGUAAAGACAUGCACAACGUAUGUAAUCAAGGUUUAGUAAGUAAGCAGUUUAACUGUGCUUCCUUUCAGACUAUCAGAUUUUUUAAUUGUUGCUGAAGGUUUUAAAAAUUAUGUAGUAUCAUUUAGCUAACUAGUGCUCUUAUCUUUUUGGCAAUAGUAAAAUGUUUCACUUUUGCUUCCAGAAGUCAUUUGAUAAUUUGAAUUUGUUACUUUUUUUUUUUUUUCUGUAAGCCAGUUAAAACAAAUUCAUAUUACAGAUCCCAAACUAUUUGAAAGGUAGAAAAAUCAAGAUUCUUUUAGAAAGGAUAGCUUUUAGGGAGGCAAAGAGAAUUGAAUUAUCCAGUCCUGGAAGCACUUACUCAUUUAAGUGAACCAUAUCUGUAACUCAGCUAGCAUCAGGAGGACUGUCUAAAUAUGGAGAUUGUAACAUACACAUCUGUGUAAGUGCUGACUGGACUAGAGAUUCAGCCUGGGGAUUCAAACUGGAACACAGGUGAACUGGAACAUCUCAGUGCAAGUUAGAGGUCAGACUUGCCCAGAAGAAACACUGGAGCAGCCUUACUUUUGUGAAGAGACAUUCCUGCAAUACUAGUGUCUAAGAUAGCAGUGGUACUCAACACCGGUAUUGGUGUAGAUCAGAGGGGUUUAGCAACACAAAUUUUAAAACUGGCUUAGAUGAAUCCUAGAAACUUCAAGGCUAAAAGACUUCUCAAGUACCCAGUUGCUUCCAGAGAAUCUAGUUUGCAUCUUGUUUGGAGGUUAUUGGAAGUGCUUAAUCAAAGAAGCCUUGUAUUCUGCUCAUUUUGAUAAAAAAUUUCUGCCAUGACUGGUUCCACAAGUUUGUGUUCUUUGCUCACUAGAAAUCCUGAGUGGGAACUGUUCUCUGUAAUUGCAACUAGGACUGCAGUUGGUAACAAAUUUUGUAUUUUUGUAUGACUUGACUGUGCACCAUUUUUAUAGCAGUUUAUCCUGUCUUAAAAAUAAAUUUGUUUAUUUACAUGGUGUUUAAAAGAUACAGGCAACACUUUUCUAUGGGUAGUUGUAAUGUUUAAGCGACAAAUCUAUAUCAUUACAAAGUUCUUAAUAAAAACAUGUGCAUCAUUCUUGAGUGUAUAUCCAGCAUGCAGAGCUUUUCAGUCCUGCCAAAAAAGGCAUUCUAUCCACACACAGGUUUUUCAAUGGCCCUUUAAAGCUUUGAAAUGUCCUUUGAAGUUCAUUUGCAACCAAACUACCCUCUUCCAGCUCUGUCUUGUGCACAGAGAUAAGCAGAAGACAGAAUUCUGAAAAGACAACUUUUCAGGACAAAUUUAGACUGCUUUCCUUUCUUAGUGGGGAUAGUGGAGUGGGAGGACAUUUUGGCAUGUAAAUCCCAUACAUAAUUUUUGGCAGUAAGGUUGCUGGGGUCUGCCAGCUGUGAUGGAUUAAAUACUUUUUUUGACUGUUGGUUAUUAAAGCCAGUGUAUGGUCUGCUUUGUGGGAAGCAGUCUAGACUAAGUAGAGAGAGAUGCUGCACUGAGAAUAACAAUGCAGGAGGAGCAGACAAGACAGCUAAAACAGAGAAAUCAUCUCCUCAGAAUGUCCAUUGAAUUGAGUAGUGCUCAAAGACUGGAGAUUUAGGCUGAUUUAGAAACAAUCAUUGGGAUUACUGCAUCCCAGCAUUUGUUUUCUGCAUCAUAGCCUCUGACCAGCUAGGUUUGAAACAGAAAAAAGCAUACCAUUCCUACCAUUCCUUAAAUUUUUAAAUAUUUUUCCACAUUACUUUUUCUGUUUGGAAGUUGAACAGCACCAUGUCAUCUUUCCUGCUUCUUCCAGCCCUGGAGAAUGAUUGUUUUUGUUCUUUUGGGUCUCACUUCAUACUGCUCUCUGAGUAAAGGAAUGGCAAGUGGCAGUGUCUGCUCCCCUUUGUCCCUUAUCUUACUAUGUUCCCUUUUACCUUCCAGAGGCAAUGAUUCAGGAUAUCACCAGGACUGAAUGAGAGGGAGAGUAGGCACUAAGCUAAAGUUCUGAGGUAGGAUUUUUGUUUUGGUUUUUUUUUUGCUUUUGUUUUGGUUUUUUUGUUUUUGUUUUGGUUUUUUUUUUUGGUCUGGUAGUACUCCAUCCCUGUGGUUAGAAGUGGAACCAAUCACUUCUAGAGUUUCACAUCAGCCCCACAGCUGGACUUAACACAUAGGAUGGCAAGCUUAGAUUUGCAUGUUCAGCUUUCCACUAGCUCCCAGCUGCCAGAACCAGGACAUGCUUCUAAAUGUGGCCUUAGAUUGGCAUAGUAAAUGAAAGACUUUCUGCACUGGUAAAGUGUGUCCUAGAAAGGAGAACUAACCGUGGAAUAUGCAGUUAAAUGUUGUGGUUGGUUGACCACGCUGUCACAUACACUGCUACUCUGUUGCUUGCUCAGUCCCUGCAGCAGGAUGGGAGAGUGCAGUGAAAGGACAAAAACAUUGAUACAAGUGCAGUUCAUUAAGCAAAUAUGGGGAAAAAAUAUAUAACGAAG